AUGCAACGUUCAAAAAAACCCGGGGAUGAUCUUCCCGGAUUUGAAGCUCCAUUAAACGACGAUGUGCCAGAUAGUAAUUCUUUGCCCCAGAAAAAACAGAAGAAAGGGUCCGGAGGGUUUCAAUCGAUGGGGUUUAGUUUUCCUAUCUUGAAAGGAAUUACUAAAAGGGGUUACAAACAGCCUACACCCAUCCAACGUAAGACAAUUCCUAUUGCAUUAGAAAAUAAAGAUGUUGUGGCUAUGGCUCGCACAGGAUCUGGUAAAACCGCUUGUUUCGUACUGCCAAUUCUUGAGAAACUAGUUUCUCCGGUAAACAAGCCUUUACAAGGGAAAAAUUUAAGAGCAUUAAUUUUAUCUCCAACAAGGGAAUUGGCUUUACAGACAUUGAGAUUUGUUCGUGAACUGGGAAAAUUUACUGGCCUCAGUUCAGCUGCAAUUCUUGGUGGUGAAUCUAUAGAACAACAGUUUGGAGUUAUGUCAGGCUCAACUCCAGACAUAGUGGUUGCAACACCAGGUCGAUUUCUACACAUAUGUAUUGAGAUGAACUUUAAGUUGGAUAACAUAAAAAUCAUUGUUUUUGAUGAAGCUGACAGAUUAUUUGAACUUGGUUUUGGAGAGCAACUUCAAGAAAUAGUUGCUAGGUUACCAUCGAGUCGACAAACCCUUUUGUUUUCGGCAACUCUACCUAAAAUGCUGGUGGAAUUUGCCCGUGCAGGACUUAGUGACCCUGUCCUUAUAAGAUUGGAUGUAGAUUGGAAAUUACCUUCGACAUUGUGGCUUGGCUGGAUCUAUGUGAGGGCAGAAUUAAAAACUGCAGCUUUAUUAUUCCUCUUAGAUAGAGUGUUAACUCCAACUACACCCCAAGCUGUAGUUUUUGCUGCAACAAAACAUCAUGUUGAAUAUUUGCAUUUGAUAUUAAAGCAAGCUGGUAUAACAUCUACUUAUGCAUACUCAGGAUUAGAUCCCUCAGCUCGUAAGAUAGCUCUUGGAAAGUUUACAAACAAAAAGUGUUCUGUACUAUUGGUUACUGAUGUGGCAGCAAGAGGGUUGGACUUGCCAUCUUUAGAUACCGUCAUUAAUUAUAACUUUCCUGCCAAACCUAAAUUAUUUGUACAUAGAGUUGGUCGAAGUGCGCGCGCGGGGCGAGCCGGUCGCGCUCUGUCUCUAGUGUCAGCGGAGGAUGUGGCACAUCUGCUUGACUUGCACCUGUUCCUCGGAGCGCAGCUACUCAAUCCAAAUGAGGUAACAAAAUAUGGCGAUGAAUGUCCUUCUGGCGUGUGGGGCUGCGUGCCCACCUCCGCAAUCGAACUGCGCCAUCAAGAUGUCAUGGCAUGGGAGAAAAAUUAUUCUGAAAUAGAAGACGCAGCCCGCGUGUGCGCGCGCGGCUGGCAACAGUACGUGCGCUGGCGCGAGGCGGCGUCGGCGGACGCCAACCGCAAGGCGAAGGCCACGCCGCCGCCCGCCGCCGCGCACCCCUUCCUCGGCGCCGCGCCCGACUCCGCCGCCGCCAUGGUGGAUAUCAUCAAGAAUUAUACGCCUAAAGGGACGAUUCUGGAAUUAGGUGGAAAGAACGACUCACCUAUGUACUUGGCAAUGAAAGCUAAGCGUCGGGUACACGGGAAAACUGUGCAAAAGAAGCGAGAUAAUGUAAACGGAGACGAAUUAUUUGAACAAAAUGUAAAGGAAAAUACGAACGCUGACAAUACAACAACUUCUAAGAAGAAGAAAAAGGCUGUAGAGCGCGAUGAAAACUAUAUUCCGCAUUUUGCCAGCGACCAACAUACUGAAGCCGGCAUGGCGGUGAACUUCGCGGCGGGCGCGUCGUCCGCGGAACUAGAGCUGGGUGGCGACAGCGCGGCGGGGGCGCGCGCGCGCCGCGCCGCACUGCGCUGGGACCGCAAGCGCAAGCGCAUGGUGCACGUCGACCCGGACGGCGGUCGCAAGAUGAUCCGCACGGAGAGCGGCGGGCGCGUGCCGGCGUCCUACCGCAGCGGGCGCUACGACGCGUGGCGCGCGCGCAACCAGCCCGCCGACGGCGACGACCGACACGCCAAUGCUCCCAAGCCACCAUUCGAGUUCCGUCCCCGCUGGGUGAAACACAACGAGCGCGUUUCUAAGAAGAAGGCGGAAGCAUCUUCUAAGGAGUUCCGCGACAAGCAACAGAUAGUGAAAGAGCGCUUACGCAAAGAUAAGAUAAAGCAAAAGCUUAAAUUUAAAAUGCGUAAAAAAGGGAAAAAGAAG
Messenger RNA from Brenthis ino (lesser marbled fritillary), 2241 nucleotides. The record is from the annotation of a GenBank genome assembly. NCBI's taxonomy places the organism in Eukaryota, Metazoa, Arthropoda, Insecta, Lepidoptera, Nymphalidae.